Messenger RNA from Liolophura sinensis, 2226 nucleotides. RefSeq lists its product as uncharacterized. NCBI's taxonomy places the organism in Eukaryota, Metazoa, Mollusca, Polyplacophora, Chitonida, Chitonidae. The record is from RefSeq and is a predicted model, not a curated record. Bases 128 to 949 code for a protein of 273 amino acids. The transcript has 3 exons.
CAGGCGUGGUUCAUGAAAAUGCACAAGACUAAUAACCUAGUUGAUAACUUUCUGGAGAGUUAAAAAAACAGAAGCUGUUGAUUCAGUGACAGCAUUAUUCGCGUCUAUAUAUGCGCCUUACGACGUAAUGUAUAUCAUUACAAUGGUAAUCAAGUUCAUGGCGUAUCUGGGCCUUUUUACUCUACUAGGAAUUCCUACGGUUGGUGGAGAUAACCAACAUCAUUCCAACGAUAGAGCAUUCGAAGAGGAGUUUGGCUCUCGUGGUGUGGAGAUCCCAGUCAUAAUCCUAACUUUGUGCGUCUUGCUGGUAUGCACUUUCGUUCUGCUCAGUUGUUUAAACCUCUGCACUUCAAAACUGAAAUACAACGUUACUGACGAAGAGAACCAGAAGAUUACCGAUGAGUAUGCCAUCGACACAUCCAACUUUACCAUACUUCCCGACAGGGCCAUGGAUUGCGUGGCGGGAGCUCCGGGAUACGGCACACAGACAGAAUCUUCAGGAAUAAAUCUCUCUUUGUCAACACCCCUCAAAUUACGGAAUGACACGAUAAGGAUAAUGUCGACAAGUAAAUUUAAGAGGGUGUCCACCAUCACGGUUCCCACCAGUAGUAGGCCUAAUGAGCACCUGAAUACAGUUGGCAAAAGUGGAACUCGUACUAAACUUUUCAAACGACGCCGUAUUCGGCAUGGCUACAGAACUGGUAUACGACAUAUUAAACCUUUCCGCCAUACUACCAAACCUCACGAGAACAAAAUCAACACAGGUGCAGUUCGUCGCCAGCAGGUGCAAACUGUUAACAAUCGUCAACCCCUGUUGAUUCGACGAGCACGCAGUAUAGAGCACAGACCCUUCACGUACCGCCAUGUGUCUCGCACCCCACACCGUGGAGAAGCUGUUGCUCGGUUACCUGCUCGUAGGCGUCGAGCAAGGAGGGUGCGACAUCGGUGACACAGAUGGAAAUGAGCAGACAGCCUUUUGCCCACAGCACCUCAAAAACUACCUUAGUAGACGCCCGUAUUGUAAUCAAAUCCUGUAGUGUAACAAUUUUAACACUGUGAGUAGCACUUCCUAACCGCAAUGAAACAUACAUUAUGAGCGGUUAUUACCCAUUCUGUGCCCGCUAUAUUAAGAAAAUGUAUUCAUUUCUGUAGUAUUAUAUUGUGUAGAUAGAAUUCUGUUUACAGACAAGCAUCUGUUCAAGGCAGAAUUUGCAGCUGUUGUGACAUGAGAUUGUGAUUAGGCUGUGCAUUUGCUGUCUCAGAAAUUCUUAACCAAUCAAGAAUAUUUUUUUUAUGCACAUAUUCAAAAAUUAAUUCACUACACCUAUAAACUUUUAGUAUUACAUAGAAGAUAAUGACUUUCGUGUGCGACUUGGGCGUUUUAUGACAGGAAUAUAUACAUGUAUAUUGGACGGUGCUUAGAAAAUAUUCUUAAUAUACUUAUUUCUGUUGAGUGAGAUCUAUUGACCAUUUAUUGGUAGAAUUAUGUGACAUAUAUAUCCCAUUCAGAAAGUCUGAGGUGGGGUCUGACGAUCACACCAAGCUUCCACUGAUUCCGCUCAAACUUAAACGGGUGUAGUCAAGACUGGUUUAUUUUGGUAACAUUUGUGUUUACAUUAUAAGACCUACAUGUAGGUAAUGAGAAUAAGGAUUUACGACAAAAAUAACAGUUACUUUUAAUUUUAAAAACGAUUUUCAGAAUUUUCUAAGCGGGCUAUUCUUGAUGAGAUGGGGAAAAUGAGAUAAAGACAGAUCGGAGAAUAUAUUGCACGUGAACACUUGUGUGUUACAUUACGGGCACCUCCAUAUAAUGCUCAGAAACAUGCAUGGGUCAGGCCUAACCAUAUUACAGAAUGGGCAGAAUGCACUCGGCGAUGGUUACCCAUAUUGUAAUAAUUGUGACAUUAUGAGUAGGAAGUGUUAUCCGUAAUGUAAUAAUGCUACACUACGGGUAAUACUUGCUACCGAUAGUGUAAUAACUAUUAUAUUACGAGGUUAUACUACGCUAUACUUGUGUCUACACUACGAGGUAGGAUGGACCGUACCGGUUUCACAUAAAAAUGUAUUUUAAUAUGUAGCAGUCAUAAGCUGGUGUACAUAUAAGUUACUCCUUUCCACAAAGAGAACUACUAGGUUCAGAUAUAAUGAUAGAAAUAAAAGUCUUCCUAAAUUAGUUGUUUUGCAUUUUUGCUCGUAAUAAUGACAUUUUGAGGAUAGGCGAUGAGA